Triticum turgidum subsp. durum (durum wheat) is the source of this 747-nucleotide messenger RNA. Lineage: Eukaryota; Viridiplantae; Streptophyta; Magnoliopsida; Poales; Poaceae. The record is from the annotation of a GenBank genome assembly.
AUGGAUCACAUAAUGCAUGUACACCAGCACCAGCAAUGCGGCGACCAACGAGACGCCGCAAUGGCUACUACGGGCACGCGCAGCAGCGCCGCUGUCGGUGUCUCGCAGGUCGCCUUCGUGCUCGCCGCCGUUGCUUUCUUCUCCCUCUUCUCGUCGUCAUCCUUCGUGGCCGCCGCUAUCUGUGCUUUUUCUUCCUCUCUCCCUUCCGGUGCCGCCCUAUCAGCCCGCCUUGCGGCCUUGUGCGGCUUUGUCACGACCAAGAAGGCGCUCUUCGGCCUCUCCAACGCCAUCUUCCUCUUCCUCGCCGCCGACUGCCGCUGCUUCUUCCCCCGCGUCUCCAGCAUGGCCACCACAUCCAUGAGCGACGACGAUGUCGUCACGGCUUCUGAAUUGCCACCAUGUGCCGUUCAAGCUCGACCAUGUGCUUCUUAUUCAGGGAACCUUUACUACUGCUAUAACAACACCGAAGGUGCAUCAACGAAUUCUCCUGGAGAGCAAGGGAUUAAACGAGAAGAAGCACCGGUGUCGUCGCGGCUCGAAACAGCUGGGCUCAACGGAGACGAAGCCAACAUCGUCGCCUUGGAGACGGAGCAAACCUGCGGCGGAGUAGCUGAGGAGGAGCUAGAGAAGCUAGAGAUGGACGAGCUCAACAGGAAGUUCGAAGAUUUCAUCCAAAGCAGGAGGAUUACAUGGCUUAAGGAGGAGGAGGAGCAUGUAUUGCAAUGCCAACAGCAACAAGUAGUCUAA